Rotaria sordida is the source of this 723-nucleotide messenger RNA. The record is from the annotation of a GenBank genome assembly. NCBI's taxonomy places the organism in Eukaryota, Metazoa, Rotifera, Eurotatoria, Philodinida, Philodinidae.
AUGCGUCAGUGGCAUGUAUGUUUAUAUCCAACAUUUCAAUUAAUCUUAUGUUAUUUUGAAGCAACAUCAAAAUUUUAUACUAAUAUAGUACAAAGUUAUAUUUUGUUAGCGCUAAAUAUAUGUCGUAGUGCACAAAUUAUAUUUAAUCGAAAUGUUUUUAUAAAAAAUCCUCGUUUAAUUAUUUUAACUCAUCUUUUGAUUUAUAUAUUACCAGCACUUAAUAUCACGAUACAAAUUUUUUGUAAUUGGACUAUAUUGUUGCGUACAAAAGGCGAAUCUUGCGAUAUAGUAUACAGUUCUUUAACUAUAGAGAUAUUUAAUCUAUUCAUCAUCUAUAUUAUUCCAGUUGCUUUGAAUCUUAUUGUCAUUACAUUUUGUAUUCGUCAUGUAAGUUCAAUAAAAGGUAUUCAUAGUCAACAAAUAAUUAAUUUGCGUCGUAAACAUAAAAAAAAUCUUUUAAUCCGUACAAUAAUAUUUUAUUCAAUUUGGCUUGUAUUAUGGAGUCCAAAUAUACUUACGUUUCAAUUUAUUAAUGUUAAUACUGAACCUGGCAUUUUUAUUUCUUUACUCAAUUAUAUAGCAAUAAAAACUGAUCCAAUUUUUAUCACUGUACUUGACGUUCGUUUUUUUCAAACAUGGAAAAUAAUAUGGCAGAAAAUAAAAGAAUGUCGACGAAGAACUGUUGCUCCAGCAUGGCUAACAGCUUCUGAACGAAUCUAUUAA